CUCAUUGUGCGGUGUUUCCGUUGUCGGAAGGGACUUCGAAGUUGAGUCGGGAGGCACCGUGCUGAACACGGUGUGACCACUAGAGACUGAAGUGAUAGUCUUUAUACCGGAAGAUGAUAUGGGAGUAGCAGACUCGGUUGUGGUCGCCGUAGUCGCCGUAGUCGCCGUAGUCGGUGUGAGAAGUGCGGUCGAAGGAGUGCCGCUUAGUGAGGUGUCUGGAGAUAAGUUCAGUAGCUGCGUCGUCAAUGGAGGCUUGGUUGUGCAAAGCCAGAUGCAAAGGGGAUGGAGCGCAUCUUCGGUUCGAGUCCAAACGCGCUACGAAGCUUUCGUAUACACUUUGACGUUGGCCCCCGGGCGCUCAAUUGUCCGGAUACUUUUGACAACAUGUAUCUUAAUCGAAAGCACAUUCAGCCUGGUGGUGGAGGGAAAAUGGCAAGAUUGCGACGCCUGUGUAACUCUGGGAGGCUAGUGGGACGUACCAGUACGCGGUGUGCGAUCUUU
Molecule: messenger RNA, 501 nt
Organism: Trematosphaeria pertusa
Lineage: Eukaryota; Fungi; Ascomycota; Dothideomycetes; Pleosporales; Trematosphaeriaceae
Exons: 1
Coding region: 119-469 (116 amino acids)
Source: RefSeq, a predicted model, not a curated record